Corythoichthys intestinalis (scribbled pipefish) is the source of this 3599-nucleotide messenger RNA. Its product is annotated as retinoic acid-induced protein 2-like. Gene Ontology annotation, cellular component: nucleus. Lineage: Eukaryota; Metazoa; Chordata; Actinopteri; Syngnathiformes; Syngnathidae. Bases 256 to 1650 code for a protein of 464 amino acids. The transcript has 2 exons. The record is from RefSeq and is a predicted model, not a curated record. Gene Ontology annotation, biological process: animal organ development.
GUGACGUCACGCACCAGCAACGAGAAAAGGGGCCCCGCAAUGACGAGAUAAGCCUUUUCCCAUUUUUUUUUCUCUUUUCCCUUGGGGUGUCAGUUGCCUUUAAAUAACAGAAAGGCUCUUCUUAUGCUACACAUUUUUCUUCUUCGUCGUCGCUCUGCUGUUUUGUGCUUUUUCUGUUGUCUGAGAGGUUUUCCAAGCAGGAGAAUGGCUGGGUUUCGCCACUAGCGCUACGUGAACUUUCGGAGCGUUGGGAUAAUGGAAGCAUCCGGUGAAUUGUCGCGCUCCGACGUGACAGGAGAAGCAGAAAUCCCUGAAAAAGAGGAGCCCGGCGUCAUUCCAACUGCUUCCGAGGCAUCCUGCGUCAUGGGAUUAAAUAAGGGAAGCCUGGCGGAAACACCUGGGUCAGCGGCGGGCGGCGACGCCGGUGCCCCAGCGGGCGGCAUGGCCCUCAAGAUGGCCACGACUGUCCUGCACCCUGUUUGUUUGGGGGAGAACCCGCUGAUGCUACCCAUUCACCUUCAGAUGGCAGCAGCCACCGGGCCCCAACUGAGUCCGAUAGGGGCAGCGCCCUACUUACUAACGGGCCCCAACCAGGUUUCCCUCCCACUGGUCUUGGACCCAUCUGUGAUCCCACAGAACAACAUCCUGUGUCCCAAUCCUUUGACCUUCGUGGAGCAAAAGUCCGCAACGGUACCCCCACAGGACGCCAACCUUUUGUCUCUCCUUCAGAAUCCCGCCUUCGCCGCCAUACUGCAGGACCUUUUCCCACCACAAACCGGUCCCGUCCCUUGCCAACCACCGGGCUCCCCCUUCUUCCCGUCCCCCUACUCGUCCCCUCUUGCUCCGCUGGUCCCGCCCGCGACUCUUCUAGUCCCGUACCCAGUCGUCAUCCCGCUGCCGGUCCCUUUGCCGAUCCCGCUACCUAUCCCCGUCCCCCUGACGGAGGACUCCAAAAGCAACCUACCGAAAGCGGUCUGCACCGAAACCAAAAGCACUCAGACUCCCCGAGACCUGGAUUCGGUCCCGCAAAGCACGUCCCCUCAAAUUCUCGACCUUUCCAUGCGAGGAUCAUGCACCGUGGAACCGAAACAGGAGUACCUCGGUCCGCAGCAGCAGGACAGUGUGUUGGACUUGUCGGUGCCCGCCGCCCGGAAACAACGCGCCCCCUUACUUGGGUCUGCUCGGUCACUAGAACGCAGCGCCAGUCUAGACUCUAAUAUCCUGGGAAGUCUGGCGUCUCUGGAGUUCAGCCGGCAGCACAAGUGGAUGGUGGACGGCGGCGCUGGCGGAUCUGCCGCCCUAGGGCCGGUAGCGCCCAACCUGGAGAUCGUCAGCACCUCGCAGACGGCCAAAGUCAUCGUUUCGGUCAAGGACGCCAUCCCGGCCAUCCUAUGCGGGAAGAUCAAGGGGCUCUCAGGGGUUUCCACUAAGAACUUCUCCAUUAAACAUGACGGAACACAGGGGACGCCGUCUCAGCUCUUCGGGGUGCCACAGCCACUGCCUCCGCCCCCUCAGCACGGUCCCGACGCAUCCCUAAAGAAGGUCCCCGGUAAAAACCGAGCAAUCAAGCUGAAGAAAGUCAGCUCACAGGAGAUCCACUUCCUGCCAAUCAAGAAGCAGAGACUGGCGGCGCUCUUUCCCAGGAAGUAAGUGGCAACCCUGCCCUAAGAUUAACAAUCACUGGAACACACUGGUUACGCUAAAAGCAGGGUUGCUUCAAGUGCACAUUCAAGGGCUUUUCCUCUUUACGUACGCCUUACUUAUUACACAACCUUCUGAGCCAAGGCACAUACACUCCCAAAAAGCUAGGGACGUCAGGUGACUUUUCUUGAUGAACCUAUAUCAUCUUGACAGGUGAAAACCUCCACCUCUUCAGUGUUUUACCUCUUCCAAUUCCCGGAUAAAAUUGAGUUUGAGACCCCUGCAUUGGAGGUUUAGUUCAAUUUAGGUUCACCCAAAAUCCCAGUAAAUUAAACGUUGUUAAAUCCCAAGUGGGUUACAUUCUUCUCCAGCAGGGGACAGCAACCAGCGACUUUUUCAUCCCUGUAAUGUGUCUUUUAUAUGAAAAAAUAUUUGAUUAGAAUUAGGGCUGCAGCUAUCGAAUAGUAUUCGACUGAAAUCAGAUAAAACUUUUUUUUUAGGUAAGGAGCAAUUAUAAAUAUUAGGGCUGUCAAACGAUUAAAAUUUUUAAUCAAGUUAAUCACAGCUUAAAAAGUAAUUAAUCGUAAUUAAUCGCAAUUCAAUUCAAACCAUCUAUGAAAUAUGCCAUAUUUUUCUGUAAAUUAUUGUUGGAAUGGAAAGAUAAGACACAAGACGGAUAUACAGUUGUGGUCAAAAGUUUACAAACACUUGUGAAAAACAUAAUGUCAUGGCUAUCUUGAGUUUCCAGUUAUUUCUACAACUCUGAUUUUUCUCCGAUAGAGUGAUUGGAACAGAUACUUCUUUGUAACAAAAAACAUUCAUGAAGUUUGGUUCUUUUAUGACUUUAUUAUGGGUGAACAGAAAAAAAGUGAUCAAAUCUGCUGGGUCAAAAAUAUACAUACAGCAGCGCUAAUAUUUAGUAACAUGUCCCUUGGCCAUUUUCACUUCAAUUAGGCGCUUUUGGGAGCCAUCCACAAGCUUCUGGUUGAAUCUUUGACCACUCCUCUUGACAGAAUUGGUGCAGUUCAGUUAAAUUUGAUGGCUUUCUGACAUGGUCUUGUUUCUUCAGCAUUGUCCACAAGUUCUCAAUGGGACUUUGGGAAGGCCAUUCGAAAACCUUAAUUCUAGCCUGAUUUAGCCAUUCAAUUACCACUUUUGAUGUGUGUUUGGGUUCAUUGUCCUGUUGGAACACCCAACUGUGCCCAAGACCCAAUCUUCGGGCUGAUGACGUUAGGUUAUCUUGAAGAAUUUGAAGGUAAUCCUCCUUCUUCAUUAUCCCAUUUACUCUCUGUAAAGCACCAGUUCCAUUGGAAGCAAAACAGCCCCACAGCAUAAUACUGCCACCACCAUGCUUGACGGUAGGAAUGGUGUACUUGGGGUUAAAGGCCUCACCUUUUCUCCUCCAAACAUAUUGCUGGGCAUUGUGGCCAAACAGCUCGAUUUUUGUUUCGUCUGACCACAGAACUUUCCUCCAGAAGGUCUUAUCUUUGUCCAUGUGAUCAGCAGCAAACUUCAGCCGGGCCUUAAGGUGCCGCUUUUGGAGCAAGGGCUUCCUUCUUGCACGGCAGCCUCUCAGUCCAUGGAGAUGCAAAACACGCUUGACUGUGGACACUGACACCUGUGUUCCAGCAGCUUCUAAUUCUUGGCAGAUCUGCUUUUUGGUGAUUCUUAGUUGAAUCUUUACCCUCCUGACCAAUUUUCUCUCAGCAGCAGGUGAUAACUUGCGUUUUCUUCCUGACCGUGGCAGUGACAAAACAGUGCUUGCACUUUAUACUUACAAACAAUUGUUUGCACUGUUGCUCUUGGGACCUGCAGCUGCUUUGAAAUGGCUCCAAGUGACUUUCCUGACUUGUUCAAGUCAAUGAUUCGCUUUUUCAGAUCCAUGUAUGUAUAUUUUUGACCCAGGAGAUUUGAUCACUUUUUCUGUUAACCCAUAAUAAAGUCAUAAAAGAACCAAA